AUGGCGGCAGACAUAGCCGUUGUCUCUUUCGAGCGCUUUCUCAAUGGCGACGAUAAUGACAGGAAGGCCGUCGCCCAAGAGAUCUAUGACGCUUUCUCAUCUGUCGGCUGGGUCUAUGUCAAGGACCACGGGAUUUCCCAGGCCCGUGUAGAUGAAAUCUUCCGGCUGGCCAAGACUUUCUUCGACCUGCCGCUCGAGGACAAGUUGAAAUGGAAGCUUACUGACGCCUCCGUCAACCAAGGGUACACGGCGGAUGGCGCCGAAGGGAACGGCGGCAUCGACCACAAAGAGUGCUACGAGCACCGCCGCUACCGGAACGACCUCUGCCCGGCCGAAGACGUACUUCCCGGCUUCAGGACAACGCUCGACGAAUUCUACGCGCAGUGCCUGACCCUUGGCAUGAACGUGCUGCGAUGUCUGGCCAUUGCGAUGAAGUUGGGAGAUGGCUUCUUUGACCGCAUCACCCUCCGAACUGACCCGCAGAUGCGCUUGCUCCACUACCCAGCCAUCGAACGCAAGAUCAUCGAGCAGGAGGGACACGCUCGUAUCUUCCCUCACACGGACUUUGGGCUGUGCACCCUGCUGUUCCAAGACAGCAUCGGCGGUCUGGAGGUUGACCCGUUUCAUACAGGGGACUUCAAGCCUGCGACGCCGCGCCCCGGGACGGUACUUAUCAACAUUGCCGAUUUACUGCAGCGCCUGACCAACGACCGAUGCAAGUCAACGCGACACAGGGUUGUGUCGCCAAAGACGGAGGGCGACAUGUUGCCGGCUCGGUUUUCCAUCCCGUUCUUUAUUCAUCCUGAUCCUGAGACGAUGAUUGACCCCGUCACGCUAUCGGCAGAUGAGGUCAAACACUACGAGCCGGUCAAUGCGGGGGAAUGGAGAAUAGCGCACACCAUGAAGGACUACAAGCUUGCAGAUGCCCCGAAGGAGGCGGUGGCUUCGGCUUGA
Messenger RNA from Cyphellophora europaea CBS 101466, 954 nucleotides. RefSeq lists its product as uncharacterized. The record is from RefSeq and is a predicted model, not a curated record. The transcript has 2 exons. NCBI's taxonomy places the organism in Eukaryota, Fungi, Ascomycota, Eurotiomycetes, Chaetothyriales, Cyphellophoraceae. The coding region runs from base 1 to 954 and encodes 317 amino acids. Gene Ontology annotation, molecular function: dioxygenase activity.